This is a messenger RNA of Aspergillus sclerotioniger CBS 115572, 2043 nucleotides long. RefSeq lists its product as uncharacterized. NCBI's taxonomy places the organism in Eukaryota, Fungi, Ascomycota, Eurotiomycetes, Eurotiales, Aspergillaceae. The coding region runs from base 339 to 1889 and encodes 516 amino acids. The transcript has 5 exons. The record is from RefSeq and is a predicted model, not a curated record.
CCCGAAUCUUGUAGGAUGGAAGUAAUGAACGAGCCCUCGUCUUCAUUGGGCAUAGCAUGGGGGGUCUCGUGAUUGCCAAGGUUCGUCGACCUUUUCGCGCUCUGACUUUCUGUCCGCUUCAAUCCCACUGACGGUGGAAAUUAACCCCACCGUGGGAAAAGGCCCUAUGCAUCGCAAAUGAAAGUCCUGAAAAAUACCCUGGCAUCUUUGCAGCGACCUCUGGUUGUAUCUUUUUUGGCACCCCUUUUGAUGGAGCCCCGGUCGCUGGAAUUGCGGCACUCUACGCGGGUGUCGCGCAGUAUUUCGGGGGAGAUCAAAGCACCUCUCUACUCGAAAUUAUGAAGCCGAACAGCGAGUACCUACGAGAGCUGAGGAAGAGCUUUCUUCGUCUUGCUGUGAAACUGGACAUCAAAAUACGAAUCCUUUGUUUCUAUGAAAUGGUUCCGACAGACUAUGGGAAAAUGUUGGGCGUUAAUCGGACUGCGCUCUCUAAGAUUUUCAGCAUGACACUCCCAACUGCCAUUCAGGAAUUUGUGAGCGAAAAGUCGGCCACGCUCGGCCAUGAGGAGCGCGGUCUGCACAGGGCCCACCGGGACCUCGUCCAAUUCGAAGGUAUCAAAGACGCCCAGUAUAACAUCGUUCGAAGUGCCAUCACGAAAGAAGUGAUGACUGGCAUAAAUGUCGCGGCCAAGGAUCGCUUCAAUAGCUUCAGAAAUAUCAAUAUGGGCCUGGUCACCGGCGUUCUUGCUGCUUUGGAAGGGGUUCCUAUCAAGAACAAGUACAACGCACUCAGGAACAAGGUCGUGUGUCAGUCAUGGAUUUUGGAGGAGCCUGAGUAUGAGGACUGGGCUAAACUCGAGACUGGAGACUGUGUGGAUGUUAGGGGUCUCUGGAUCUUUGGUUCGGAGGGCAAGGGGAAAACAAGUGCGCUGAUGGCAAGCAUUGAAACCAUUGACGAUCGCGCUACGACGAGUGCCAGUCAAAGUACAAAGCCAGUGGUAUCAGCCUUCUUUCUCUGCGACAAGUCCGCCGAGUGCUCAAGUGCCGAGGAACUCCUGAAAUCCAUUAUCCGACAACUAGUGGGUCAGAAGAUGACUCUCGCUCCUUACGCUCGACAUUUCACGGGCAAGGGAGAUGAGAACCGGAAGACAGGCUCCACCAAGGAUCAAUCAAACUCACAGGCAAGCUUGACUGUUGAGAACCUUUGGCAGAGUCUGCUGGGUAUGUUUACUGACAACCUAGUGGGGACGAUCUAUAUCAUGCUAAAUAAUAUCCACGAGCUUUCCGGGGAGGAUACAUCGACCAAAACGUUCCUAGAUCUACUCAAAAAAGAGUUGUCUGGCUACUGGAAACCGGGUAGAAGGGUCAAAGCCCGCUGGCUUUUUACUGGCCGGCCGAGAGAGCACCUGAGAUCCGUUUUCGCGCAUGAAAAUGUCCAGGGAAUUGAUCUGUCCAAUGACAAAUACAAGGAAAAGGUCAAGUCCGACGUGCAACGUCAUGCAGAGACCAAGUUUCAGGAACUACAGGCAGAGAAGCAGUACAGUAUGGCACUUUCUUACUUCGCUGGUAGUUUGAUUGGAAAGAGGGCAGAAACAACAAAGUGGGUUGAUGUCACCUGCGUUCAUCUCGCAGCCCUACCUUUACAUUCCAGCGAUCUAGAGGUGCGGCAUCUUCUUGAAGAAGUUCCAGACAGUCUUGUGGAUCUUCUUGACCACACAUGGCAAUCUCUACUGAAUAAGCCAGGAACUGAAACUGCAAAAGUGAAAGAAAUGCUCCGUACACUAAUCCUUACCUACGAAGAUCCCACUAUUGAGGAACUUGCCGUUUUAGCAGGCUUGUCCUCCAAUCCGAGUAAUCUGGAGACGAAACCACAACUGUCAAGUUCGUGAACGAAGACGUGAAAGAACACUUGAGAAAUCACUCGAAGAAGCUGCUUGGCCUUUCCAAAGAUGGUGAAAAGUGGCAACAUGUGACACAGAGACCCUGGAGAUUACUCCACCCGGCGAUGAGGACGCCUACCAAGCCGAUUGGAUUACUUCAUCC